Messenger RNA from Papaver somniferum (opium poppy), 747 nucleotides. RefSeq lists its product as uncharacterized. Lineage: Eukaryota; Viridiplantae; Streptophyta; Magnoliopsida; Ranunculales; Papaveraceae. Bases 54 to 377 code for a protein of 107 amino acids. The transcript has 3 exons. The record is from RefSeq and is a predicted model, not a curated record.
UUACGGAUUUAAGGUUGGAUCAGAACAAAGAAAGCAAGUGCGCGCUAGUAACCAUGGCGAUGAUGAUGGCACUGAAGAAACAUCUCAUCUCAAAUCAAACCCUAAUUUCAUCAACAAGAUUUUUCUCAAAAUAUGCCCCUCAAUACGUUGAGAAAGUUGGAAUACUGGAGUUUUUGAAUGGAGUUGGUAAAGGAGUAGAAACACAUGCUGGUAAACUGGAAACAGAGAUUGGUGAUUUUCACAAAUUACUUGUUACUCGUACUCUCAAUCUUAAAAAACUUGGUAUCCCUGUCAAACAUAGAAAGUUGAUCUUGAAAUACACCCACAAGUACAGGCUUGGACUUUGGAGGCCUCGAGCUGAUAUGUUGAAAGCUUAACUUCUAUGCAACACUUUCCAACCACCAAUCUUACGUGGACUGAAACCAUUAGCUGUUUUUCUCAGCGGUUACUAGAGUGAGAUCUCACAUGAAGGUAGUUACGGCAAAUUGAAGAGCACUUUCUGUAAGUGUGUCAAUAAUAUGAAUUGUUUUUCUCUCAAGGUUUAUUACAUUGGACAAGGUUCUGUUGUUAAAUGCAGAUGAUUAAGGUAAUUAGUGGAGGCGCAGAGAAUUUGGUCCCGAUGUGUUUGUUGACCAAACUUUUGAAUUUCCGAAAAUAUGUAGGAAUCAUGUAUUAAUUCUUACUCACAUUGUUCGUUGUUCGAGAAAUUUUGAGAAACAAGAACAGGUUGGUUUGGUUGACUUGUGA